Adineta ricciae is the source of this 426-nucleotide messenger RNA. NCBI's taxonomy places the organism in Eukaryota, Metazoa, Rotifera, Eurotatoria, Adinetida, Adinetidae. The record is from the annotation of a GenBank genome assembly.
AUGAACAUCACUUCGAAAAAGANACAAACUUUAACUUUAAAAGCUCUCUGUCGAAUAAAAAUCAAAGGCCAAGUUCAAUCUUAUCCAAACGAUAUCGUGAAAAUAGAUUCGAUCUCCAAAAUCCUACACGCAUAUCUAACAUUUUACAAUCCAUUUCUUAUAUCUCCACCGGCAAGUCCACCUGUUGGUUGGGAACAAAAAGUUGAAGAUCCACCCAUUGUCGAUCUCAACCUGAUCGCUGCUAUUGCUCAGCUCCGACCAAAUGAAUCUCAUCAAUUAUUCUCGGGUGAACAUGGUUCGAAUGCUCCAUCGAUUGUUAUUCAUACAUGUGAUGAUCUGGAUAAUGCUGAUGACAUCAAUCAAUCCCUUCGUCAAAAAUUAAUCAAACCAGCUUUGAUUCAAACGCGACGACCACCUUCGGAUUAA